This is a messenger RNA of Esox lucius (northern pike), 1132 nucleotides long. Its product is annotated as butyrophilin subfamily 1 member A1. The record is from RefSeq and is a predicted model, not a curated record. The coding region runs from base 85 to 1038 and encodes 317 amino acids. NCBI's taxonomy places the organism in Eukaryota, Metazoa, Chordata, Actinopteri, Esociformes, Esocidae. The transcript has 9 exons.
CUUUGAUAAAUCACACUAGAAUGAUCAUCUGGCAAGGUUGCAGUUAACAGCAAAUUGUCUGGAAAGGCAACGAUUCACUUUGGAAUGAUGGUGACUCGACUGCACUGUCUGGUUGUGACUCUUCUGCAUCUCCUCCACACAGCAGGAUCUGUUAAUUUUGAGGUUCUUGGUCCAACUGAACCCAUUGUUGCUGUGGCUGGUGAUGACAUCAUUCUGCCCUGUUACCUCAAACCCAACAUCAGUGUUGAGGACAUGACAGUGAACUGGCUUAACCUGGACUACAUAGAUGAACGUGUCUAUCGUUACCAAAAUGGAAGAAUCAUACAAGAGAAUCAGAUUCCCUCCUACAGAGGAAGAACUUCACUGUUUAAAGAGGAACUGUGGAGGGGAAACACCUCUUUAAAACUGACCAGGGUACAAGGGACUGAUGAGGGACAAUAUAAAUGCUUUAUUAAGUCAAAAGACUGGUAUGAUGAUGUUACUAUUCAAGUCCUUGUUAAAGCUGUAGGAUCCAGACCAAUGGUGUCCAUUGAAGGACACAGAGAGGGAGGGAUGGGUCUGGUGUGUCAAUCUGAAGGCUGGCACCCUGAACCUGAUCUGGUGUGGCUGGACAGUAAAGGAGUCAGUCUCUCUGCUGGACCUCCUGAGAAACACAGAGACUUAAAGGGAUUCUACACAGUCAAACAACAUGUCAUUGUCCAGGAGACUGACACCAACCUCUUUAUCUGCAAAGUCUUACAGAGCCGAAUCAAUGAGGAGGUGGAGACAGAGGUUCACAUCCCUAGUGAGUUUUUUGAUGUCACAACCACAUGGAGACUGUCCUUCAUUGUGUUAUGUUGUUUGGGAGUCAUCACUGUGAUUGGGUUAGUUCUGGCUGUCUACUGGAUGCAUAAGAAAGGUGUGCAAGUAAAUAAGCUCAAACAGGAUCAGGAUAAAAGAAAUAAAGAACUUUAUCAUCAGAUUGGUGAACUUCAGAAGGGGCUUGGCCGCCAUGAGGAGGAGAUUGGUAUUAUCUUAAGAUUAAGAAAUCUUAAGUAGCUGAUUUUUACUGCAUUAAAGAUCAUUGUAUGUUGCACUACAGUAGUCUACACCUUCCAGUGUUUAUAUGUACAGUUUGAAAGUGUGUGAACCA